Gopherus evgoodei (Goodes thornscrub tortoise) is the source of this 5436-nucleotide messenger RNA. RefSeq names its product iron-sulfur cluster assembly factor IBA57 (gene IBA57). Gene Ontology annotation, cellular component: mitochondrial matrix. Bases 1050 to 2375 code for a protein of 441 amino acids. Gene Ontology annotation, molecular function: protein binding. The record is from RefSeq and is a predicted model, not a curated record. The transcript has 3 exons. Lineage: Eukaryota; Metazoa; Chordata; Testudines; Testudinidae.
AGAUCUCAUCCUUCUCCAUUUAAAUUAAUUUAUAUUGUUUUGUUCUCCCUUCACUUCUGUUCUUCAGAGGUAAUUCCUGUCCUUACUAUUUAAGAAUUUUUGUGUAUUUCCAUACAAUAAUCCCCCAAGAUGUUUCAUGCAGUUGAUCAUAGUUAAGUGUCUUUUUUAAAUCUGUAAAUAGUGCCAGCACAAUGGACUCUUGAUUGCUGAUUGGAGUCUGCAGGCAUUAUCACAAUGUAAAUAAAUAAUAAUAAGGUGCCCAUUUCUAAUGUAUCCCUCACUAUAGUACUGAAGCACCAACUCUAAAAAUGUGCUAUGAUGAUAUAUGAACAUACUGGCUUUGAUUUUUCCACUGCCUUAUGCAAUCAUUUACAUCUGUGCAAACUUGGUUUAAACUGCUACCGAAGUAGAAUGGCAACAUUUCACAGUUCCUUUACAUAAUUGUAAGCAGUGACAAAUGGGGCCUUGGAUAUUCUCAGCUCAGUUACUAUUAAUUGACAUUUAUAUUGUGGUAGUGCAUAAAAGGCAUAGAGAGGUCAGCACCCAUUGUGAUAGGCACUGUACAAAAAUACACAGUUGCUGCCCAUAACAAGUGGAUGAUGUGAACAAGAAGGCCAGGGUAGGGGAAACAGGAUAACUAACAUAAUAGAAUUUGUGCAAUUCUUAGCUAUUCAAAAGUAGUGAUCACAGGCUUCAUCUUCCUAGUUGUUCUUAGAUUACAGUUUAAUCUAUGCAUUAUGGAAGACAUAAGUUUUGAGGAGGGACUUCAAGGAGGGCAGUGGUAGAUUUAGAGUUAGUAGGGCCCUGUGCGCAGUUUCACUUUUGGGGCCACCCCCCUGGGGACCCAGACAAGAAAAAGAAUGUUCUCUCUUAUCUUCCUACCCUCCGUUUUUCAUUCUUUUUUUUCAUCCUCCUCCUAUAUUAUAAGUAAUAGGUAGUAAAUGAAAAUAAAGUGAGGUGCCUUGACUAGGGUUGCGGUGCAGUAGGAAGUGUGGGGGUCGGGCUCUGGGAGCGAGUUUAGGUGCUGGGUGCGGGCUCUGGUCUGAGGAAUGGGGUUCAUGUGUGGGAGGGAUCAGGGGGACGGCACUUAUCUUGGGCAGUGUGGCUCCCAAAGUGACUGGCACACCCCUGUGGCAGCGGCUCCUAGGCAGGGGGGAUCAAGGGAUCUCUGCACACCACUGCCCGCAGGUGCCACCCCCACAGCUCCCAUUGGCCACAGUUCCCAGCCAACGGGAGCUGCGGAGUCGGCGCUCAGGGCGGGAGCAAUGCGCAGAGACAUCCCCUCUCCCUCUCGCCUCAGGGGCCGCAGGGACAUGCCGGCCACUUCCAGAAGUAGCAUGGCAUGGAGGGAGGGAGGCAGGCAGCAUAGGUGGGGAGCCGUCAUAGCCUUGUUGCACUGCUCUGGCACGUCUCUGUGUGCCCCUUGGGGAGAAGGGGGCAGCAGGUCUCCAUGUGCUGCCUGGGGCAGGAGCAGCACGUGGAGCCGCUUUCCCCCCCACCAGGGGCACACAGAGAUGUGCCAGCAGCCAGACGCUGCCGGGAGCGGCGUGGGGCCACUGGCCACGGAAUACAGGCAGCCUGCCUGCCUGAGCCCUGCUGCGCUACUGGCUGGAACUCGGGGGCAGGUUGCCAGGCUUCAUGAAAGUCAAGAAGAGGAACCAAAUAUCCUGCUGGAGUGUGACUACUCAGUGCUGGAUUCUGUUCAAAAGCAUUUGAAAUUGUACAAGAUCCGGAGGAAAGUAAACAUAGCCCCCUGCCUUGAUCUCUCUUUGUGGGCAGUUAUCCCAGAGGAACAGUCUGGAGAUGUUUCCAGUACCCUUGAUAAAUGUGCAGACAAAACUUUGGUUUUAACUCCUGAUCCCAGAGUAGAAGUCAUGGGUUGGAGAUUGAUUACAAACAAAGAGGAAAAUCCACUAGAAAUUGUCCCUGGAAGUCAUAUAGGAAAUAUUAGCGAUUAUCAUAGGCACAGGUACAAACAAGGAAUAGCUGAAGGCGUAAAAGACAUCCCCCCAGGAGUAGCCUUACCACUGGAAUCCAACCUGGCCUACAUGAAUGGAAUCAGUUUUACCAAGGGCUGUUAUAUCGGACAGGAGUUAACAGCUAGGACCCACCACACGGGUGUCAUCCGUAAACGCCUAUUGCCAGUGCAGCUUUCAGCCCCUUUGCCAUUGGGAAGCAUUCCCGAGGGUGCUGCGAUCUUAACUGAAUCGGGAAAGUCAGCUGGCAAGUACCGGGCUGGUGGAGAUGAACUUGGCAUAGCUUUGCUGCGAUUAGCUAACAUAAAUGAGCCACUGCAUAUCAAUUUACCAGGUGACACUAGUGUGAACCUUACUGCAGCUAUACCUAAUUGGUGGCCAAAAACUACCAACAAAUAAAUGAGGAAUCCUCUGCUGCACAUCUGCCUUACUUAACAAACUUUGUCUGAUAGGCUGGGAAGUUCAUUCAGUCUCUUACUCCCUUCUAUCAUAGUUUCCUUUUGUCUUUAUCUUUUAUUUGCAGCACUUGAGCAGGGUGUGUUACAGAAGGGUCCUUGGGAGCUGGGCCAAAAGGCAAAAGGAACCUGAUGCAUCAGCGAGUCACUGACAAAACAAGGGCUAAGUAGAGAAGCACAUAGGAGAGCAGAGAAAUAUUCAGCAAAGUCUGUAAAGUUCACCAUGUGGAGUUCCUGCUGCUUGCUUCCCCUUAAGGAAGAGGUGUAUGGGGAGGGAGAUUAAGGAGACUUGGCAUGUACUGGGCAACUAGACUCCAUCCCUGAAGAUCCUGACCCAGCCACCAUGGCCCAUGCUCUCACUCUGCGACCUGUACCGUACUUCCCUCUCUCAAAGAGAGUGAAGACAGGCCAAUUAUUGCUGGUUGUAUCAGUCCCAUGGGAAUUUGCAAGGUAGAGAGCAGAUCUCUAUACUGAUUUCCACUAGCUGGUUAGCUUACUCAAAGCCAAGGUCCCACAGCUAUGCAGAGAUGGACUUCCGAGGGACCACAGAGGAGCCUGUCACAGAGACACUGCUCCCCAGCUGUGUGUCUGGGAGCUUUGCUGAGAGUUUUUGGUUUCCUCCCACGACACUGGAUGGUUACAUAUAGCUUGAAGAGUCUCUUGGGGCAGAGGGAGGAGGCUUGGCAUGGGUGAGGACUAUUAAGCAGUCCAGUGCGGCCAUUAAGGAAUCCAGCCUCUACUCUAUGUGAGGGUGCCCUGAUGGAUCAAAACUUAUUCUGAAUAUAGUGCUGCAUAUAUUGAAAUGCUCAAAAGGGGAGGUGGGAAUAGGAAUUUUAUCACAGUAUGCGUCAAAUGUUUUUAUGUCAGGAUUAUUUCUGUGGUAUUGUAAAGCUUUUUAAAAGGUGUGUGCUGCCCAUUUCUUUCAAUAGCAUGUGUUUUUGCUGCACUCUGGCUAAAAUGUUCACUGUAAACGUUCUUUGCGUCAGGCUCUCUGCACUGCUUCUAAAUUGCUGGCUGGCUGAGAACUUUUUUUGUCAUUACUGUUAACUCUCUCUGAAGGAAGAGGAAUGGAUUGUACUCUGCAUUUGAAAUAAGGAUUUUGCUUUUAAUACUUGACCACAUGGGCGAGCAAUGUAUGCAGAUGCUGUAAUAUCAGUAUGCACUCUACUGCUGCAAGGUCAGCAGAGGGAGCACAAUGAUCAGUAGUAUACCCAGAGCUGCCCUGCCAUGGCCAGGGUACUGAUAAUAAAAGCCUGAACAACGCACUGGUUUUGUGUCAGUUUAACUAUUUCAUGUCAGGGUGUGAUAUUUUACUGAAAUAGCUAUGCCAGUACAACCCCUAGUCUGCACACAAUUAUACUUGUAAAUAGAUGCCUUCCCAUCCUUCAUGGGAAUAAACUAUAUUGAUAUGAACGACUUUACACCAGUAUAACUGGUUUAACUUUGUCGGCAAAUGUUGAGAUUUUGGUUGGCAGAAAUCACAAAUAAGUGUACGUAUAUGCUAGAAAUGCUAUAGUGACACAGCUAUGUAGUUGUAGGCACGUGCUACAGUGACAAAAGGGGUUGUUCUAUGGCUGUAGUAAUCCCACUUCUCUGAGAGUUGGUAGGUAUGUUUGACAGAAGAAUUCUUCCAGUGACCUACACUGGGGCCUAAGUUGGCUUAACUGUGUUGCAUAGGGCAUAAAUUUUUUCACAGUCCUGAGUGACGUAGUUGAGCUGACCUAACUUUGUAGUGUUGAUGAGGCCUGAGUGUAGAGACAUAUGCAAAACUAUGCUGCCAAAAGGAAAAUUUUGCCAGUAAAACUUUCUAGUGUAGACCAGGCUUAAGUGUCUCCAUGCUAACACUUUAAAUAUACUAGGAUAGUUAAUAGGUAAAAGAGUACAACUUUGUGUGUAGACAAGCAUAAAUAAAGGUACUAAGAACACAUAAAUAAAAUAUUAGGACCAUGUGUCUUGUGAUUCUUUAAAAAAAAAAAAAAAAACAAGCAACAAACCAAAACCCAUCAAGAGGCAGCCGAACCCCCAGACUAUAUGACUGUUCCCACAUAAUCUCUUCAAAGCCAAUGAAGGGACAUGUCCCCUCCCCAAGGUGAGAUUUCCACUCAUUCCCUGCCUACAUGAAUCUCAGCCCCAUAGAGGGCUCCCUCUGAAGGAUGGGGGAUAGUGCCAUAGAUAUGCAGGAGGGAGUAACAAUCCUGCCUUCUAUAAGACAGUGCUGUACAGUGCCCUAUGGAUUUGAGGCCUGCUUGCCACCCACACUCCAUGUCCUGUUCUUCCUAGCUGUCUAACUCUAACUCUUUUGCCCUUAACUAGGCGGUUUCUCCAGGCCCUCACUUUCUUCACUACUGCCCCCAUCCUCCAACAGCUUCAUGUGGCCCACAAAUAAGGCCUUCUGGUUAGUCCCUGCUGCUGGCUCUUACUAGGGGUUUCUCUAGCCGCCUGACUUCCUGGGUGCUCAAACAUGCAUCCAAGUGGAGUGGCCAGACAGCAGAUGUGAAAAAUCAGGACGAGGGGUGAUGGUAAUAGGAGCCUAUACAAGAAAAAGACCCAAAAAUCGGGGCAUCUGGUCACCCUACACCCAAGUAUUUGGGGCCCCUUUGGCUACUUUUCCCAUCUUUGCACCUCCCUUCCCCCGGCUGGCCUACUCUGAGCCUCUUCCUCACCCCCCUCUAACCCUAAACUAAUUUAUAGAAGCUGUGUGUUUUUUGUUUUUUUUAAAGAAAUCAAUGUGAACUCAGAAGCAAGGUGUGUGGAAGAGGAGUGAGGGGGAUGAAUGAGUAGGGCCCUGAUUGAAUGGGUCUGGAAGGGGCCCAAGAUGAUGAACUAGCCCGGUUUAAUAUUUGUUUGAAAUAACUCUUGUCCAAAGGGCAUUUUGUCAUUGCCUUGCUGUAGCCAUUACUGUGAAGUGAAAUGUAUAUGAAAAAUAUUUGUUAAAACUCCUCAGGCUUGCUAUAAAAGGAAUCUGUGGAAUUACUCAUUAAAAGUUAGCUAUGUCAAUGAUUUAA